Molecule: messenger RNA, 2237 nt
Organism: Saccoglossus kowalevskii
Lineage: Eukaryota; Metazoa; Hemichordata; Enteropneusta; Harrimaniidae
Product: EF-hand domain-containing family member C2-like
Biological process (GO): regulation of neuron projection development
Cellular component (GO): microtubule
Molecular function (GO): calcium ion binding
Source: RefSeq, a predicted model, not a curated record
CAGCGCCUUAAAUUGACGCCGUUUCUAUAUAUUUGAAUAUGAAUGUUAUAUUGAUCGCAGUGGUAUCGUAGACGUCGUCGUACCGACAACAACAACCGCGACACUCUCCUCGGCAAUACAGUGAGCGUAUAAAACGGAAAUAUGAACAUAAUCGAUAGGAUUAACGGGAUCUAAAAUCGGCGGACAAUAUGCUCGGUCGUCUAGACGGAGAGGGUGACGAGGCAGAAGUGAGCAAGUCUUUGCCACCACCCUUUCUUCCCGGGUACCCCCACCCCUACAUUACACCACGUUUACUUGGCAGGGACAAUUAUCGACGAUCUCAGCACUUCGAUUACGUUCAGAGUGUUCCACAAUGGGUGGGUUCAAGAAAGCCAGGAAUCGGCGGCGAUCACAUUCCCGGCCAGCUACCGCGUUCGCGUCAUUCCCGACUACCAAUGACCAACCGCACUGGUCCAAGAUGGGCGGCUUUUGAUAAACAAGUAUUGUGCUUUGAUGCCUAUUUCAAGGAAGCAGUGUUUCUUUCACACGAACAAUACAGAAUAAGAAAAUGUAAAAUAAAGUUUUUCCUGGCUGACGAUUCCAUAGUGGUCGUGGAACCAGAAACGCGCAACAGCGGCAUGCCACAGGGUAAAUUUUUGAAAAGACACCGUAUACAGAAACCGCCCCCACACAACGAUGAGUACUACAUGGCAGAAGAUUUCAAUAUCGGGAUUGACAUAACGUUGUAUGACCGAACAUUCCACAUCACAGGAUGUGACGCAUUCACAAGACAAUUUUUUGACAAAAUGGAAAGAAAACUGAAUUCACCAGAGGCGACACCCUAUGACCCUUACCAGGAAUGGAGAGAUAACGAGAUGGACUCUCCUCGUUCACGCCGUCCGUAUGAGAGCACGGACAGUCUGAAGCAAUUUUUGGAUCACGACGGACAGGUUUUGCGGUUCUACUGCUAUUGGGACGACAGGGAAUCGUUGUACGGAGACAAACGUAACAUGAUAAUGCACUACUAUUUGGCCGACGAUACAAUAGAAAUACGGGAAGUAUUACCUCCUAACUCCGGCAGGGAGUUGAUAGGACGUGUUUUCUUACACCGAUCGAAGGUUUCGAAGCCAAGGGGUAGUUUCUUACCUCAGAUCAGCAAUAAUAACAAUCUUUUACUCAAUGUGCUGGGAAGCGGGAAACAACAACGGCUGAUGUUAGAUAGAUCAGACCCUGGUCCACACUUCACGGAUAAGUACACCGCCAAAGAUUUGAAGAUCGGGGAGACCAUCAACGUCUGGGGAAGGAAGUUUACCAUUUACGACUGUGACAAAUUCACCAAGGAAUAUUUACAAACUCAGUUGGGAACCACUGAUAUCCAACCUAUCAAAGCAGGCACACCGAAGACGCCCUCUGCGUCCAGCAGCUUCCCACCGUAUAAUGGUUAUGGUUCGGAAGAUGAUUCUUUGGCAAAUUGCUAUCCAUCUAAAUUGGAGCCAAGGCGGCCAGUCAAAAGUUACGUAAAGUUUGUGGACAAGGAGAAAGAUGUCUUGCGAUUCAACGCCAAACUCAUUUCUACCGAGCCGACCAACUUGGAUAGAAAAUUCAUCGUCUCGUUUUAUUUGAGUGACGAUACACUGAGUGUGUUUGAACCGCCAAGUAGAAACUCGGGAUUUAUUACCGGGAGAUUCUUAGAGAGAACUCGAGUGAAGAAACCCAACCAACCAAUGUUUAACACCAAGAAAGAAGAAUACUACGAACCACAAGACAUGUUUGUAGGAAGUCACGUGAAAUUCAACUUUCACGAAUUCUACUUGAGCGACGCCGACGAAUUUACCCUCAAUUAUAUGGAAAAACAUUCAGACGAGUUGGUUUUUGUUCAUUUUAACAUUGCUAUAAUGUUAUUUGAGAAAUGGCACUGCAAUGGUGAACAACUUCCGGUUGUGCCUAAUUUUUGUUAUCUGGGUAUUACUUUUUCGAAUAAUGGUCACUGGUUUAUAUCCCAAAAAGUGAUUGCCGAGCAGGCGAGUAAAGCAAUAUUUGCUUUAAAUAAGAUACUAGCAAAAUACAGUGAUAUUGAUGUACAAAUGUAUUUAAAGAUUUUUGACUGUAAAAUUUUACCAAUAUUGAUGCAUGGCAGUGAAGUUUGGGGUUUUGACAAAGGGUAUAAAGAAGCGGAAAACAACCGUAAAUGUUGGGCUUUCCAAAUCAAAGAACUACUAUUUUCGCACGGUUUGGUUAAACCAAGGCGUGGAAGAUAA